This is a messenger RNA of Colletotrichum phormii, 897 nucleotides long. RefSeq lists its product as uncharacterized. The record is from RefSeq and is a predicted model, not a curated record. Bases 1 to 897 code for a protein of 298 amino acids. Lineage: Eukaryota; Fungi; Ascomycota; Sordariomycetes; Glomerellales; Glomerellaceae. The transcript has a single exon.
AUGUCCUACCCUUCAGAAAAGCAAAAAGAACCGGUGUACUCCUCUGCCGCGGACACUAGUCUGGGAGCACCUCCUCCAUCUUACGAAGAAGCCGUGCCGAAUGCCGCGCAAGACGCCCUACCAGAAUAUGGCAACCUAUUAGACAAUCUCCACGUAGAAGCCGGGCCCUCAUCAUCGACUACCCUCACAGCCGCAACACACAAGUUUCCGCCCUCGCUAAACUGCUACUUCCAAUGGGCCUUCACGCGAACCUUCAUCCUCGGCCCCUCCAACGAGGAGAAGCUCUUCGCAGCCUCGCCGCACGCGGGCUGGCGCACCAAGAAGCGAGAAAUCAUCCUCCACGACGGGCCCUCAAACGAGCACCCCGUACUCGCGACGAUCGGCAAAUCGUGGGCCGCGAAGGCUCAGACGCCUGCGACGAUUGCAAUCCCGCUCCGGGAAGAACGCGGCGAGACAACCGGGUUUAAGACGGAGAUUAGCGGGUUGCCGUGGAGUCUGGACCAGAGUUCCGCGCGCGUGUUUUCAAUGACAGUUGGGGGGAAAGAGACGGGAGGGGGGGAGGCGAGGACGGAGAGGUUUCAGUGGAGGGGCAGUCGGGGCGGGGAGGUCUCUGAGCUUGCUCACGGAGGCACGUAUGGGUGGAAGUUGGUCAGGUUGAAUGAAGUUGCCGAGGGCGCUGGGGGAAGUAGGCGAGAGAGGGAAGCUGGAUUCACGAGCGAUGGACAUGAGAUUGUUGCUCUCCUGGCGACGAAUUACAAGAGCUUAACGAAGGGGCUGAAGUUCUCGUUUGCUGGGUCGGGGCUGACGGGGGAGUUGGGCGAGAAGUGGGAGAUUGUUACAGUCGCGACUGCGUUGUGGACUUGGUAUACUCACAUUGAGGGCACUGAGGGCUCAUGA